UGCCAAGGUCCCGGGGUCCUGAGAGUGUCAUUGGGGGGUGACCGCAACAGUAGUUGCUGCGGCUGCCACUGCAACCAUGGUCUCCGGCAGCAGCGGCCUCGCCGCCGCCCGCCUGCUGUCGCGCACCUUCCUCCUGCAACAGAAUGGGAUACGACACGGGUCUUACACAGCCUCUCGGAAACAUAUCUAUAUUGAUAAAAAUACGAAGAUUAUUUGCCAGGGUUUCACAGGCAAGCAGGCCAAAGAGAAAACAGGAGCGACGGCUUCUGUCAUCUAUGUCCCUCCUCCUUUUGCUGCUGCUGCCAUUAAUGAAGCAAUCGACGCGGAGAUUCCCUUGGUUGUGUGCAUUACGGAAGGUAUUCCGCAGCAGGAUAUGGUGCGGGUCAAGCACAAACUGACACGCCAGGGAACGACGAGGCUAAUCGGGCCAAACUGCCCCGGCGUCAUCAACCCUGGAGAAUGCAAAAUCGGCAUCAUGCCUGGCCACAUUCACAAGAAGGGAAGAAUAGGUAUCGUGUCCAGGUCCGGUACUCUGACUUACGAAGCAGUUCACCAAACAACCCAAGUCGGAUUGGGGCAGUCCUUGUGUAUUGGCAUUGGAGGUGACCCUUUUAAUGGGACUGAUUUUAUUGAUUGCCUUGAAGUCUUCCUGAAUGAUCCAGCCACAGAAGGCAUCAUACUGAUUGGUGAAAUUGGUGGUCACGCUGAAGAAAAUGCUGCCGAGUUUCUGAAGGAGCAUAACUCAGGUCCAAAGGCCAAGCCUGUAGUGUCCUUCAUUGCUGGUAUAACUGCUCCUCCUGGCAGAAGGAUGGGCCAUGCAGGGGCGAUUAUUGCUGGAGGAAAAGGUGGCGCUAAAGAGAAGAUCUCUGCUCUUCAGAGUGCCGGGGUGGUUGUCAGCAUGUCCCCCGCACAGCUGGGAACCACCAUUUAUAAGGAGUUUGAAAAGAGGAAGAUGCUUUGAAGGACACAACAAGAAAUUCUUUAAAGCUGUGGAAGAAAUCUCCUAGACGUGAGGGCCAGUCCAGACUGUCAGCCCACGCAGCUGACACUGGUUGGUCUCUCAGUAUGUGGGAAAUCCAGGCAAGUUUUAGAAUGUCCUAAAUUGAGCUAUUUUCACUUACUGUGUAACAGAGACAGAUAAUAAAUCUAUCAUUUGAUUUGAA
Messenger RNA from Mus caroli (Ryukyu mouse), 1163 nucleotides. The record is from RefSeq and is a predicted model, not a curated record. NCBI's taxonomy places the organism in Eukaryota, Metazoa, Chordata, Mammalia, Rodentia, Muridae.